This is a messenger RNA of Lachnellula hyalina, 1038 nucleotides long. Its product is annotated as UPF0676 protein. The coding region runs from base 1 to 1038 and encodes 345 amino acids. The transcript has 2 exons. NCBI's taxonomy places the organism in Eukaryota, Fungi, Ascomycota, Leotiomycetes, Helotiales, Lachnaceae. Gene Ontology annotation, molecular function: dioxygenase activity. The record is from RefSeq and is a predicted model, not a curated record.
AUGGAAAAGACAAAGUAUGUUGAGCGCGACAUCCCAAAGAUCUCCCUUGCAAACUUCGAGCAACGAAUCGACGAAAUCACAGCCCAACUCGUAUCUGCCGCCGAAAAUGUCGGGUUCUUCUCCAUCACCGACCAUGGCAUAUCUGCGGACGACAUCGAGACCAUGUUUGGAACCUCCGAAUCAUUCUUUUCGCUGCCGGAUAAGGUGAAAGCAACAGUGCCAUGGAACCCACAGAACGUUGGAUGGGAGAAGAUGUCCCAGAUCCGGCCAUCUACGGGCGCCCCGGAUACGAAAGAAUCAUAUCAGUUGCAGUUUGGGGAGAACAUGGAGGGCUUGUGGAUGUCGGACGCUCAUGUCCCUGGCUUCAGGGAGAAAUGCCUUGCUUUUAUGCAUAGGGUGCAGAAGGUAUCGGAGAGACUGAUGGUCUGCUUUGCUCGCGGACUUGGCUUCCCUGAUGACUUCUUCAUUAAAGUCCACGAUACGACGCGUCCAAACUCCCAAUCUGUGAUGCGAUUGCUUCACUACUAUGCUACACCAGAGACGAAUGAUGGAACUAUCCACCAUAGGGCUGGCGCCCAUGCUGAUUGGGGAUUUCUCACCGUCCUGUUUCAGCGCGAGGGCCAGGGUGGACUGGAGAUUUGUCCUGGCCGCGAUGUCGUUACCAAAUUCGCGCUAGGAGAUAAAUGGACAAAGGUUGACUUGAAGGCUGGGGACAUUAUAUGCAACAUUGGGGACCUUCUCAUGUCCUGGUCAGAUGAUAGGUUCAAGUCGACAUUUCAUCGUGUAAAGGCACCAUGCGAGCCGGGUGACUACUAUGGAGAGAGAUACAGCAUUGCCUUCUUCAACCAACCGUGCAAGGAUGCGAUAAUCCAGGGCCCGAAGAAGAAAUACUCAGAAGUGACUGGGGAGCAGUUUACUGCUAAUGCUAUGAAGACGUACUUCGCUGCUUUGAAUGCGAAGAGAGAGUCAGAGACCACGGUAACCAGUUCUACUAAUUCUUUGCCUGUCUCUGCAACUUCUAUCACCGCUGGUGCUUGA